Messenger RNA from Heterocephalus glaber (naked mole-rat), 507 nucleotides. Lineage: Eukaryota; Metazoa; Chordata; Mammalia; Rodentia; Bathyergidae. The record is from RefSeq and is a predicted model, not a curated record.
AUGGUUAUUGAAAUCAUAGAAAAAAAAUUUGAGGAUCUUAGGAAAGACAAGACCUUAGAUCUUCAUGGAAUUGCAACACUUGCAACAUCAUCUAGUUUCUCUGGAAUAUUGUCAAACUUUGUUUUGAGAUACUCCUUGAAUGUUAAACAUGAUGCUUUGAAGACAUAUGCAUCAUUAACUGCACUUCCAUUUUUGUCUACCAUAGUUACUUACAAGUUCCUUGUAAUUGAUACUUUGUAUUCAGGUAAUAUAAGCAAGGACAAUUGUGUUCUGAGAAGUUCACUGGUUAGCAUAAUAUGUGGUGUUAUAUAUCCCAGUGGUUUGGCUUUUUCUAAAAAUGGACGCCUGGUAGUCAAGUAUCAUACUGUUCCACUGCCACAGAAAGGAAGGGUUUUACUUCAUUGGUUCUUACUUUGUCACAAGAACAUAAAAGGAAUGGUAAUUCCCCUAGUGUUUAUGACAGCAUUUGGACUAUUUGGUGGUCUACAGCACUAUGGAAUAUUUUAA